Messenger RNA from Musca vetustissima, 753 nucleotides. It is a transcript of the gene MED8, whose product is annotated as mediator of RNA polymerase II transcription subunit 8. The transcript is spliced from 2 exons. The coding region runs from base 1 to 753 and encodes 250 amino acids. Gene Ontology annotation, cellular component: core mediator complex; mediator complex. Lineage: Eukaryota; Metazoa; Arthropoda; Insecta; Diptera; Muscidae. Gene Ontology annotation, biological process: regulation of transcription by RNA polymerase II. Gene Ontology annotation, molecular function: RNA polymerase II cis-regulatory region sequence-specific DNA binding; transcription coregulator activity. The record is from RefSeq and is a predicted model, not a curated record.
AUGUCUCGCGAGGAAAAACAACUGGAAAUGACCCUGGAUGCGGUUCAAAAUCGCUUGAACGAUUUGAAGGUUUCCAUAGGAGCCAUGGUACAUAAAUUGGAAACUGAAUAUGAAUUUAUCAACUGGCCUACUUUCCUGGAUAAUUUCGCUCUCAUAUCGAGCCAUCUCACUGGCCUUUCGAAAAUCCUGUCGAAAGAAAUAUGCCCUCCACUACGCAAUCGAACCGUACUUCCCUUAAUGCUGUCCCCCGAAAGGGACGAGGCUCUUAUCCAAUUAACACAAGGUCGUGUGCCAGUCUUCUCACACGAUAUUGUGCCGGAUUAUUUGCGUACCAAACCGGAACCAAUGGCCGAACAAAAAAUGUUGCAAAAUGAACAGAAGGCAGCAAAUUUGUCGGCUGAAGCAGCGGCCAAACAAGUGGCCCAGCACAAUAAGGUAGUCUCACACAUACUAGAUAUGGUGAGUAAAAAACGCGAAGAAUGGGACAUUGAGUCAUCAUCCAGGGCUGGCAUACAACAAACUAGCAGUAUGGCUGAUACUAAUACCCUAGUGGCUGCAGUUGGUAUGGGUAAGGGCUUGAAAAUGGUUGUGCCCGGUGGCGGUCCUGGUAGUAUGAUGGUACCGCCGGCAAUUCGUCCACCAGCACCGAUGAGUUCCGUUAGUCCUGGUGGUGUAAGUCAAUUGGGUAAAGCACCAUCGGCCAUAAAGACAAAUAUAAAAUCUGCCAUGCAAGUUCAUCCGUUUCAAAGAUAA